AUCCAUUAUUAAUAUCUAAAUAAAUGCAUAUCCCACAGAUAGAAUGUAUGAUCUCUUAAAUUGGAAACAAGAAAAUAACUCCUUUACUUUAUUACACACAAUCUCUCUCUCUCAAUCUCUCUAUCUCUCUCCCAUAUCUCUCCCUGUGUAUUAACUAUGAAUUGAAUAACAGAACGAAACGCCACUUACUCCUCUCCAUCUCUCCCUUGAAAAACACACAUAUAUACACUCUUGUUCUCCUAUAUAAAAACAUCAUACACAUUUUUAGGCAGACUUGUACGUUACGCUUGUCAUCCAUUUGACGUGAAUUGUGAUCAGAAUGACGACGAUCAACGCCGUUCCGGUGUCGCUGUACGUCGGAGACCUUCAUCCAGAAGUGGGAGACACGCAGUUGUUCAAUGCGUUUUCCGAGUUUCAAAGCCUCGCUUCUGUACGUGUAUGUCGUGACUCAACCAACGGCCUCUCUCUCUGUUACGGUUACGUCAACUUUCUCUCUCCUCAGGAUGCAAAUCAGGCUAUUGAGCUGAAAAAUCAUUCUGUACUUAAUGGGAAGGUGAUAAGGGUUACGUGGUCAUCUCGAGAUCCAACAGCAAGAAAAACUGGAAUCGGCAAUGUGUUUAUCAAGAACUUGAAUGAAUCUGUUGAUAAUGCAAAACUGCAAGAACUGUUUCAGAAAUUUGGCAAUAUCGUGUCUUGCAAAGUCGUCAUGUCUGAGGACACCAAGAGUAAGGGAUUUGGAUUUGUUCAGUUCGAGCAUGAGGAAUCUGCACAUGCUGCUAUUGAGAAGCUAAAUGAAAGCAUCUUUGAAGGCAAACAAUUGUAUGUUGGUAAGUUUGUAAGAAAAAGUGACCGAGCUUCAUCUGGUCUUGAUGACAAAUAUACAAAUUUAUACGUGAAGAAUUUGGAUUUAGAAGUCAAUGAAGAACUUCUUAAAGAAAAGUUUUCCGAAUUUGGGAAAAUUGCUAGCUUGAUCAUAUCAAAAGACGAAAACGACAAAUCUAGAGGGUUUGGAUUCGUCAAUUUUGAUAGCCCAGAUGAUGCUAGACGGGCAAUGGAAACUAUGAAUGGAUCACAACUUGGUUCAAAGGUUCUCUAUGUAGCUAGGGCACAAAAGAAAUCAGAGCGUGAGCAAUUAUUGCGUCGUCAGUUUGAGGAGAGAAGAAAGGAGAAAAUCUUGAAAUAUCAGGCAUCAAAUGUGUAUGUCAAAAAUAUUCAUGAUAAAGUCAGUGACACUGAGCUGCGCGAACAAUUCAGUCAGUGUGGAACUAUUACUUCUGCUAAACUGAUGAGAGAUGAAAAAGGAAUUAGCAAAGGAUUUGGAUUUGUCUGUUUCUCCACACCUGAGGAAGCUAACAAAGCUGUGACCUCAUUUCACGGUUUUAUGCUUCAUGGAAAGCCAUUAUAUGUUGCAAUUGCUCAAAGGAAAGAGGAGAGACAAGCACAAUUACAACUGCAGUUUGCACAGCGUGUUGCAGGACUGGCAGGUCAACCAGCGGUUUUUUCAGGUGGUUAUCCUCCUUACUACUACACAGCUCCUGGUAUUAUUCCACAAGUUUCUCCAAGACCAGGGUUGAUGUAUCAGCCUCUGGCUAUGGGGCCUGGAUGGAGUGCCAAUGGCUUUGCAGCUCCAUCAAGACCAGCUUUUCAACCAUCUCAUCGUCCAACCAUGCCAAACAAUUCAAGGCAACAUAGGCAAAACAGGGGAAGGGUAAAUGGCCAUCUGCAUCCGCAAGGUGGUCCUCGCAGUGUCUCGUUUGUGCCACAUUUGCAACAAACACCACAGUUGUUAGUUUCAUCAAAUGAUGCGAGCAACCAGCAGGGUUCUGGCCAUGCUAGUUAUGUGCCAAAUGGGCGCGCCCGUGGAGUGAACAAAGGGACAACUGCAUCCUCUGUUCCUAUGAACUCUGAUGGAACUGAAGGAUUGGAGAUGCCUGUUCCUAUGAACCCUGAUGGAACUGAAGGAUUGGAGAUGCUUAGUAGUAGGUUAGCUGCCGCUUCCCCUGAUCAACAGAAACAAAUGCUUGGUGAUCGCUUAUUCCCUCUUGUCAACCAACUGAAGCCUGAUCUUGGUGGAAAGAUAACUGGAAUGCUUUUGGAAAUGGACAACUCAGAAUUGCUUUUGUUAUUGGAGUCACCAGAGUCAUUGUCUGCCAAGGUGGAAAAGGCUGUUGAAGUCCUCCAGCUUUCCAAGACUAAAGUAGCUGAUCAAGAGGCACUUCAUCCUAGUUACUUAUCUGCCCAAGUGGCAGUGAACUGAGAGAUGCUAUCGUCUCUUAAGGUUAUAUUAUUAUAUAGAUGUUCCUUCGGAGGUUAAGUUUCUGAAUGAUGGAUUUUUAGAUAGUUACAAUGAGGGAAACAGUCUCCCUUUUUUUUUCUCUUUUUAUACCUAUGUAGACUAUAUAGAGUUUUUGGUACUGUCUUUGCUUCUGGGAUAAGAUUUGUUAAUUACAGUUACUUAUUGCUGUUAUACAGCUGUUUCAUUC
This is a messenger RNA of Daucus carota subsp. sativus, 2483 nucleotides long. RefSeq names its product polyadenylate-binding protein 7. Gene Ontology annotation, molecular function: poly(U) RNA binding; mRNA 3'-UTR binding; poly(A) binding. Gene Ontology annotation, cellular component: ribonucleoprotein complex; cytosol; nucleus. Bases 320 to 2257 code for a protein of 645 amino acids. The transcript has 10 exons. NCBI's taxonomy places the organism in Eukaryota, Viridiplantae, Streptophyta, Magnoliopsida, Apiales, Apiaceae. The record is from RefSeq and is a predicted model, not a curated record.